UCCUCCCGGCCGCGGGAGGGCAGAGGCGGCGGCGGCCGGAGCCGGGCCGGGCGGCCUGAGGUGAGAGCCCGGCCGGCCCCGCUGGGAAUAUGGCGACCGGUGGCUACCGGACCGGCAGCGGCGGCGGCAGCACCACAGACUUCCUGGAGGAGUGGAAGGCGAAGCGCGAGAAGAUGCGCGCCAAGCAGAACCCCCCGGGCCCGGCCGCCGCGGGCGGGGGCAGCAGUGACGCGAGCGGGAAGCCCCCGGCGGGGGCGUUGGGCACCUCGGCGGCCGCGGCGGCCAGCGAGCUCAACAACAACGUCCCGGGCGGCGCGGCCGCACCUGCCGCCCCCGGCUCCGGGGGCGUGAACUGCGCGGUGGGCCCCGCGGCGCUGCCCCGCUCCGCCCCCGGCCCCCGGCGGCCCGAGGACGAGCCGCCUCCCGCCUCGGCGGCCGCGGUCUCCACCUCGGGGGCACCGCCGGCCCGGGGCGACGACGAGGAGCGGGACGGCGCCCCGGAGAAGGGCAAGAGCUCGGGCCCCAGUGCCAGGAAGGGCAAGGGGCAGAUCGAGAAGAGAAAGCUGCGCGAGAAGCGUCGCUCCACCGGCGUGGUCAACAUCCCCGCGGCCGAGUGCUUAGAUGAAUAUGAAGACGAUGAAGCAGGGCAGAAAGAACGGAAACGAGAAGAUGCAAUUACACAGCAGAACACGAUGCAGAAUGAAGCUGCCAGCUUAUUAGAUCCAGGCAGUUCCUAUCUGCUACAAGAGCCAUCUAGAACAGUUUCGGGCAGAUAUAAAAGCACAAGUACUGCCUCUGAAGAAGAUGUCUCAACUAGAUAUCCCCGAACAGAUAGGAGUGCGUUCAGCAGAUAUAAUAGGGAUACAAGUGCUUCAGGUAAUUUGGUCUCAAGUAGCAUGUUGGAAAAGAAAAUUGAAGAUCUUGAAAAGGAAGUAGUAAGAGAAAGGCAAGAAAACUUAAGACUUGUGAGACUAAUGCAGGAUAAAGAGGAAAUGAUCGGAAAACUCAAGGAAGAAAUUGAUUUGUUAAAUAGAGACCUAGAUGACAUAGAAGAUGAAAAUGAACAACUAAAGCAAGAAAAUAAAACUCUUUUGAAAGUUGUUGGUCAGCUAACAAGGUAGAAGAUUCAAGUCCCAGUGUGGAAAAAAUAUUUUAAAACUACUGAUUGAAUGUUAUGGUUAAUGCUAGGAUAAUAUUCCUAUGCUGCAAUACAUUAAGUAUGUAUAUUUAUUUCUAGAAAACAAUGGGUGUUUAUUUUCAAAACUUUUUCAUUAUUUCAUAAAAGUAUCAACCCUCAAUUUCACAAUUAAGUAACAUCUUUCAAUUAUUAAAAUGAUAUUGUGUGGUAUUCAAAUAAUAUAUGGUUUAAAGUCACAACCAUUUGAAUAUAUUUUGUCUGUGGUAGUGUGUUUUCUCCCUAAAGGAAUAUACAUAGUUUUUGUUUACAUGAAUUCAAAUACUUUUGGGGAGUUACCUGCAAAUGCCUUAUUACUGAUAUGUGCAAACUUUUAUGUGUUGUUGAUUUACUCAUAAAUGCUUCGUCUGUUGUCAUUUAUUCUUUCAAUUUACUCUCUUAGAGUAAUAGUGUCACACCAUUUUGUGUAACAGUCAUCUUUAAAAAGGAAAGCUAUUAUGAAAAGUCACUUAAUAUCAUGACUAGUUGGCUAAAGAAAAAAUGUAAGAGAAUAUUUGAAUUGUGCUACAGGAAAUUUAAAUAUACAAUUUUGUAUUUGAAUAUUGAAAAAAAUUUAAAUCACUUCUGAAAAACAUACAAUUGUAAUUUCUUUGUAAAAUUUCUUGGGUAGGUCCUACCUUUUUUAUUAUUCCAAGGUUUAUAAGUGAACAUGGGAUAUUUAAAAAGUUGUUUAUUCAUCAUUCCUGGAGAUUAUGUACAAUUUCAAUGUAUAAAAAAGAAUCCACAUUUUAAAUUAUCAUUUGUGUUAAAUAAUAAACCAGUAUUUAUCCACAAAAACAUUUAUACUUACAUUUACAAAACAGUACAUAAACAAAAAUAAUACCAAAAUACUUUCCUUAUUUCUAAUGUGGAGAAUAACACUGUGAUACAGUGUUCUCAUGUGAAAAAAUUAUUCCCCUACCUCAAAUUUAAGGGAUUUAAAAAUUUUUCCCAACAUUGGAUUUUUAAAAACAAUUUUUAAAAAUUUUGAAGAAUUAUACAAAUUUUCUAUUAAAUAAUAAUAUUUAGAGUUGUUUUAUAUUAUAUCCUCAUGUUGAGUAAGGAAACCCCCUCUUUUAAGUACAUUAACAUUAAGAAAUGUCUGUCUGAUAGCUGAAUUGUAAACAGUAUGCAGAUAACCUUUUGUCCAGUUCAACAUAGUAAAAUCCAUUUUGGGUACCCUGCUGACUCAUUUUCUUCACUUGCCAAGUUCCUUCAUUAUUGGCUAUUAUAAAAAUAGGGAAGUGAAACAGUUGGAAAAAUGUAGAGUAAAUUUUGAAUUUUAAAACUCUUUGUGGUUACCUAGAUUGGCUUCUCGCUUCAGAAGUUUCAACCUUGGCUAAUCAUCAGGAUCACUUGGGUUGCUUACAAAGAAUUCCCUGGCUAUAAUUUCUAGCUAGAUUUAGGUUGAGAGCCUGGACAGAAUUUUUAAAGCUCACCAUCUGGUGAUUCUGAUCAUAACCUAGGUUUGGAAGUAGCUGCUGUCCAUAUCCUGUUAUCUUCCACUGAGACCCUAGAAUUAACAUAUGUUAGCUACUAGCAUUUUGUUCCCUUUUAGUUUAUUUAAUAAUUUAUCUGGCCCCUGGGGAAGUUUUCAUAGGUCUAUAUAUAUUUACCAAAAAGGUCAAUGUUAGAUUACCAAACUUGGUAUAGUUGCAGAAUUACUGCAUAAGGACAUCAUUUUUGGAGAACGUUAUCCAGCCUGGGAACAGCAACCUGCUGCCCACAUGUACACCAAGCUCAGUCCCUGCCUUGGCUGUGAGGCACUCCUCUCCCUUCAGUUCCCCUUAGGUAUGUGGCAGAAAUAUUGGUAUUACUUAGUUUUGCAUCCAAGUUUUGGAUGUUGUGAAAAUGUCAGUAUCACCUUAAAAUAUAUUAGUGUGCUGGUUUUUCAGUAAAGUAUUUAAAAUUUCUGUUUAGUCCUUAUGUAAGUAAAGGAAUAUUUCAUUUCCCUUUUUAAACUUAUACCAGUUAUUGAUGUUUUUAAAUACUGAGCUAUUUAAAAAUUUUUCCUUUUCUUCAUUUUAUUGGGAAAAUUUCCAACAAUGAUAUUUUACAUAGUGGUACCAAGUACAAACACAAGAAGAGCUCGACAGCUUAGGCAAAACAAUUCACAUGCAGUCCUUCAUCCUGUCCUUAAAAUGUAUAUUUAUAUCACAUAUAGAUUUUACACUGAAUAGUGAAAAAUUAAAUAGGAUCAGCUACAAUUUCAUUUUUAAAAUUUAUAAAAAGCAUUGAGAUUAAACAAAAGCAUUGAGAUUUAAAAAAGGUAACUUUAAAUACAUGUGCACUACUUUAGAAAACUUGGCUGUUGUCAUUAAAGUGCUAGUAUUUGUGAAAUUAUUAGUUCCAUCCAGAAAUUAUAUUUCUUCUAUUUCCUGGGAAUUUAUGGCAUAAUAAAGCAUAUUCAAAGUUUAA
Molecule: messenger RNA, 3592 nt
Organism: Hyaena hyaena (striped hyena)
Lineage: Eukaryota; Metazoa; Chordata; Mammalia; Carnivora; Hyaenidae
Gene: PAWR
Product: pro-apoptotic WT1 regulator
Exons: 6
Coding region: 90-1121 (343 amino acids)
Biological process (GO): apoptotic process; positive regulation of apoptotic process
Cellular component (GO): cytoplasm
Source: RefSeq, a predicted model, not a curated record